AUAGCUUGAUACCGUGUUUCCUAUGGAAAGUUGACAAGUUGACACUAUUAUAAACAAAUGGCGAUUAGUUACCUCAAUUUCAAAAUAUUCAUUCAGUAAUAACACAAUAUUCAGUUUUGCAAAUUUAACAUGCUUCUAGGGAUUACACUGCUAUAUCGACCAAAAAUGUUAAAACUACUUCGUGAAUUCAAAGUUCAUAAAUGACCAAUAAUUUGUUUGGUGAUCUCUAUAUGAUUUUGAAAAAUAUGUAAUAAAAUGGCCUCUAAUUCAUACAGGGUAGAAUGGGUAGAAAUAAUAGAGCCCAAAACUGGGGAACAUAUGUAUGCCAAUUUAGCAACUGGAGAAUGUGUGUGGGACCCACCUGAAGGAGUACCGGUCAAGCGUACAGAUUCUAAUCAAUGGUGGGAGCUUUUUGAUCAAAAUACUGCCAGGUUUUAUUACUAUAAUGCUACCACACAACGCACAGUGUGGCAUAAACCUAAUAACUGUGACAUAAUCCCGUUGGCUAAACUGCAGACACUGAAACAUAACACAGAUUGUACCCCGGCUCAAACAAGUAAUCAGUCAACACAGACAGGCAAGGGACAGAUGCUGAGCCUCUCGGCAAGCACCCCUCAAUUGAGAAGAAAAUCAAGUGACCUGUGCAGAAGCAGUAGCUUUAGUCAACAUGGAGCUGAAGCACCUCUUUAUUCCAACUGGCAUGAUUCCCAUCUUUUACCACUCGAGCACUUCUUGUUGAACAAUAGCAGGGAUUCCGACAGUGAACAUUCUGACAGCGGUAGCGAAUCUCUUACAGGUCACGAGCCUGACAAUGAGGAUUCUGACCAAUCUGAAGGCAGCUAUUUACCUCAUCGUUUAUCUCAUCGCCCUGUAGAAUAUUUGAAUCUCCCGACAGCCUCAACAGAACCUAGAAACAGAGAACCUGAUACCAAAGAAAGUAGACUUCCGACACCAGCUUUGAAACCAUCUGCUGAGCCACCUUUGCAACCAGAACGAGAGGCAGAUAUGGAGAAGUUUGCUGCUGACAAUUUGAAUCUCGGAGGAAGAGGUCUGUUCAGAAGAAAAGCAAGUGUUCGGGACUUAUUGAGCUGGUCAGAAAGAAGUCUCCAGAGACCCUUGCUGGCGUCUAGCAAACCAGUGGCUCGGCAAGCUUUGGAGAUGUUCAGACAGGUGCAGAUGUACAUGGGCGAUCGGAAAGCUAGGCCGGGAACCUCCCUGAAUUCCCUGGUUAUGGAUAUAUUGGGAACAGCGCACGCACAGCCACUUCUCAGAGAUGAACUUUUUGUGCAGUUAUGCAGACAAACCACCGAGAAUCCAAGACGUGAAUCUUUAUUGAGAGGUUGGGAACUUCUGACAAUCGCACUGGCUUUUGUGCCUCCUAGUCCUGUCUUUCAACCGGCCUUGCUUGGGUACCUGAAUCGGCACAGGGAUCCUUCUUUCUCUAGGGUUUUUCCUGACGUUAACAGAUGGCCCAUUCAUGUACAGGUUAACCAUUAUGCGACAGUUGCUUGUCAGAGACUGGAAAGAAUUGGUGCUGGUGGAAAAAGAUCUGCUAGAAGACCUCAGGUAGACGAUGUUGAAUCUGCCAGAAAGCAAAUUUUCCAGGCAAGUUUGUUUGGUAAUACUUUAAGGGAAGUUCUGCAACUUCAAGCUAGCCGCUGGCCCAAUAGGAGGCUUCCUUGGCCCCAGGUGGAGCUUUCUCAACAAGUACUUCGACUGCAAGGAUUGAGCACCGAAGGCAUAUUCCGUGUCUCAGCUGAUGUUGACGAAGUAAACAGGCUGAAAGCCCAGAUGGACCGAUGGGAAUUAUGCGAGCCUAGUGACGCUCACGUCCCAGCCAAUUUGCUGAAACUCUGGCUGAGAGAAUUGUACGAACCUCUCAUACCAGAUUCUCUUUAUCCAGAGUGCGUUGCUGAACCGAUGACCCCACGCAGAGCUUGUGAUCUAGUAUUACGUUUACCGACAUUGCAUAGAUUAGUAUUGUGUUAUCUGAUAAGGUUCCUUCAGACCUUCAACAAACCGGAUGUUAUACAGCACACAAAAAUGGACGCUUCCAAUUUAGCAAUGGUUUUCGCUCCAAACUGUCUGCGAUGUAUGGCAAGUGAUCCACGCACCAUGUUCGAUAAUGCAAGGAAAGAAAUGACAUUUAUGAGAUAUCUGAUUCAAGAACUUGAUACCGAGUGUGUGAGAGAUAUGAUGUGACCUCUACUUGUAUAUAAAGUAUUUAUAAUGAAGCAGUUACAUUUUGUAUAAUGCAAUAGAGUUCUAGGUUUUAUUGAUCAAAUAAGGGUUGGAACUAUACGUUGACUUUUUUUUACAACACGUUUAACGAAUUAAGAGCAGAUUUUAGCCAAAUUCUUCUGAUUCAAGUAGUCCAUUGAUAUAUCCAACCGUAAAUUAUGACAUUUUGCCGAAAUGAGAAAAUACUCCCAAUUCGUGGGUAAAUAUUGUUGCCAAUGUUGUUUACUACUUGUUGCCUAAGUGCCAACGAUUUGCACACAAUUUUCGAAUUGACGAAAAAGCUUGCAGGUUUUUUUCAAAUAAUGUUGAUGUAGGAGGAAUUUUUAACAAUUCACUGGGCUUUUGUUCAUAUUGAACUGAUAUAGAAUAUUCACUUCACAAGUAUUUCCAGCAAUAUCCUGAAUUGAAAUGAACUAAGUGCUUAGAAUAAAUUCUCACAUGUUUUAUUUGGGGAGAAUCAACCACUCUCAUUUGUACCAAGCAGAGUGGCUGUUAAGGUUCAUUAAUCUUGUAUCAAAUCGAAUGAAUUUUUUGAAAUUCAAAUAACAUUUCGAUGAGCUUCUGAAGAAUUUUUCCAACAAAUAUGAAAUAGGGAAGUAAAAUGUGUCUUAUUCAUUUUAUUAUUAUUUGAAUCAUUAGAAUGCUGGGUGUUUCAAAGAGUCUUUGGUGGGAAAAUAAGCUAGCAUAUGUCCUAACCUAGUGUGCUUAAUCAUAUAUGGGAAACAUUGUUGAGUCAUUGAAACAUUUUUAGAAAGUCAGUACAUAUACUAACUAUUCAAAAUAUCACAUUUAAAUUCAAAUGUGUAAAUCGAAGAGAUAUGGUUUAUUCAACAACAGUCAUGUUUAAUGACUGAUAAAAAAAAAUUGACAAACAAAAAUGCUACUUCACGAUUACAUAGCCGAUCUGAAAUUAUUUAAUACGAAAUUUUUUGUCUGUAAUCUUUUGUGAGGAUUUUUCUCAAUUUUCCCACUUUCUAUUAUAAGCUCACAAAUUUUUUUCGCCCAAAUUCCUAUUGUUUUUAUGACUACAUAUCAUAGCAAAUUUUCAAGAAGUAUUUGUUUCAUAAUUUUAUUCAUUUUUGUUAUUAUAUUUAUUACGAUUUUUCUAUACUGCUACGGAUAUCAUUUAUUCUACUUUUUUAUUGACUAUAUUGAAUAUUUUUCACGAUUAUAAAGACUUGAAUGAAACAGACAAUAUAUUUGCUUUUCAUUCUAAUAAUAUUGAUUUGUACUAUAAUUUGUAUAUUUUCAAAAUAAAUUCUUCGGAUUUUUAUUCAAUAAUACAAAAGAAGACUCUUUUUUGAGUAUUAAGGAAAAAAAGAUUAACUAGUCCUAGUUAUUACUUAUAGAAAAGAAUUAACUGUCAAUAUUUUUAGGUUUGUAUCUUGUUUUAAUUAUGAAUAAAUCUACAAAGAAAUUUUAA
Molecule: messenger RNA, 3664 nt
Organism: Coccinella septempunctata (seven-spotted ladybird)
Lineage: Eukaryota; Metazoa; Arthropoda; Insecta; Coleoptera; Coccinellidae
Gene: RhoGAP93B
Product: rho GTPase-activating protein 39
Exons: 6
Coding region: 256-2202 (648 amino acids)
Biological process (GO): signal transduction
Cellular component (GO): cytoskeleton; cytoplasm
Molecular function (GO): GTPase activator activity; protein binding
Source: RefSeq, a predicted model, not a curated record